Hypoxylon trugodes is the source of this 906-nucleotide messenger RNA. Its product is annotated as YjgF-like protein. The coding region runs from base 330 to 758 and encodes 142 amino acids. The transcript has 2 exons. Lineage: Eukaryota; Fungi; Ascomycota; Sordariomycetes; Xylariales; Hypoxylaceae. Gene Ontology annotation, molecular function: deaminase activity. Gene Ontology annotation, cellular component: cytosol. The record is from RefSeq and is a predicted model, not a curated record.
CACCAAACCAAGCACUGGAAGGCCCAAACGACGUCUAAAUUAAGGGCCGGCCAAUGAUCAAUGUCCCUCAAGACCUACCAUUGCCAAGUUACGGCGCAAUCCUUGGCAUUGCUAUGAAUCUCUCCGAACAGCUUCGUGCUGAAUAAUAGCCGGUUAAUAGCACAGCUAACGGUGGUUUCCCGAUAUCUAGAUUUCAGCAACCCGGGAAAUUUAUAUAACCCCCAAACCCCCUAAAACUUCAUGGGAUAUCUAUAACUUUCCUAUUGCGCAACAUCGAACUUUAGCUAUUUCCACAGUAUCCACCAGCUUAAAUAUUUCAAUAAUUAACGAUGUCAGAUUGCAAGACUUACUCUUACCCUGGGGCUGGAGAAUGGGCUCGCAAGGAAAUGUCCUACUCUCAAGCCAUUCGCGUUGAGAAUCGCAUUGUAUGCGCCGGUCAAGGUGGAUGGGAUCGCCAAACUCUAGAAUUUAGUCCGAAAUUGGAUGAGGAGAUCGACCAAGCAUUUGAGAAUGUGCAGGAGAAUCUCAAGCACGCUGGUGGCAAAGGUUGGACCCAAGUUUACCGUGUUGUAACGUAUAGCACCGACAUCAAGGCGACACACCAACGCAUAGUUGAGAAUUUUCGGAAGUGGAUGCCAGAUCAUCAGCCUGUAUGGACCGAAAUUGGCGUUAAGGAGCUUGGCCUGCCUAUUAUGCACUUCGAGAUUGAAGUUGAGGCCUACGACCCCCAGGGUGCAGCUGAAGCAGCUAAAAAUUAGGCUUGUCGCAUUGCUCUUAUAGGGGAGAAAAGGACCUACGUUCCGGUGAAAACCACCGCUAAAGCAGAGACAGAGCCCAGGUCAUUAAUCAGCGACAUAUACAUUACUCGUGAAGAACUACACACGAAUUUACUCAAAAUCCUUAUGA